AUGUACGCUUCCACUGCCACUGCAACCCCGCCACCAUGCCUGGCCGAAGUGCUGUUGGGAAUUACGGGCAAGGACUUUACCUUGAUCGCUGCCUCCAAGGCUGCGAUGCGCGGGGCUACCAUCCUCAAGGCUUCCGACGACAAGACCAGACAACUGAACAAGCAUACGCUGGUGGCCUUUUCUGGCGAGGCGGGAGACACGGUGCAAUUUUCGGAGUACAUCCAAGCCAACGCGCAGCUAUACUCGAUGCGAAAUGACACCGAUUUAUCACCCACGGCGCUGGCGUACUACGUCAGAGGCGAGCUCGCGUCGAGCUUGAGAUCGCGGAAUCCCUACCAGGUGAACCUGCUGCUCGGAGGCGUCGACCCCAUCACCCACGAGCCAAGCCUGUUCUGGCUGGACUACCUCGCGGCUCUGGCACCCGUCCCUUACGCCGCCCACGGCUACGCACAGUAUUACUGCCUCUCGAUCCUAGACAAACACCAUCACCCGGAAAUGACGCUUGUCCAGGGUAUCAAGGUGCUCGAGAUGUGCAUAGACGAGCUCAAGAGACGGUUACCCAUCGACUUCAAGGGCGUGACAGUCAAGGCGGUAACGAAGGACGGGGUCCGGGAAAUCGAAUUCAACAACGACAAGAUAGUCAAGAGCGCCUAG
Messenger RNA from Durotheca rogersii, 654 nucleotides. Its product is annotated as nucleophile aminohydrolase. Gene Ontology annotation, molecular function: peptidase activity. NCBI's taxonomy places the organism in Eukaryota, Fungi, Ascomycota, Sordariomycetes, Xylariales, Xylariaceae. Gene Ontology annotation, cellular component: proteasome core complex, beta-subunit complex; nucleus; proteasome core complex. Gene Ontology annotation, biological process: proteasomal protein catabolic process. The transcript has 3 exons. The coding region runs from base 1 to 654 and encodes 217 amino acids. The record is from RefSeq and is a predicted model, not a curated record.